GUCAAGUGAUCAGUGCAUAAAGAUGGCGGAUCCACUGAGUUUGUUGCGGCAAUAUAAUGUUAAUAAAAAAGAAAUAAUUGAACGUGAAAAUCAAAUAAUAUUUGGUGAAUUUUCGUGGCCAAAAAAUGUUAAAACAAACUAUCUGACUUAUGGAUCAGGUAAAGAAGGUGCCGCCAAAGACUAUUACACUCUAGAGUGCCUGCUUUUUCUAUUAAAACAUGUCCAGCUCACACAUCCGGUGUACGUACGACAGGCUGCGGCUGAAAAUAUUCCUGUCGUACGUCGGCCAGACCGUAAAGAUUUACUGGCAUAUCUCAAUGGUGAGACAGCAACAUCAGCUGCGAUUGACAAAUCAGCACCACUGGAAAUCCCGACCCAGGUUAAAAGAACUGCUGAAGAUGGUCUGGAUUCAGGUUUAUCAAAAAAACCGCGAUUCGAGGAGACACAUGUGCAGCGAGUCAAAGAUCAACUUGCAGCCAGAUUAGAUGCACCCAAAGAAGCUUCAGUUACUGUUGAUAACAUCAAAUCCCUGUCUGAAGCCAUGUCCGUUGAAAAAAUAGCUGCUAUAAAAGCUAAACGUUUGGCUAAAAAACGUACGACCAUAAAAGAAAACGACGACAUCGGCAUGGGAUCAGAUUUGCGAGUCAUCUUGGACAUGGACGUUGACGAUACUAAAGACAUUGUCUCUAGGGAAAGACAGUGGAGAACUCGUGCGACUAUUUUACAAAGCAGUGGUAAAAUAUUUGGUAAAAAUAUAUUUGCGAUUUUACAAAGCAUUAAAGCAAGAGAAGAAGGCAGACACAAGGGUCCAGCAGUACCGACUCCGAUGGUUACUCCACGAUCAACCCCAAUGCGACCAAUUCCACAACCAGCUGUUUACAAUCGUUAUGAUCAAGAAAGAUUUAUCAGACAGAAAGAAGAGACUGAAGGCUUCAAAAUUGACACCAUGGGAACUUAUCACGGAAUGACAUUGAAGUCAGUGACUGAAGGAUCGAAUCCGGCUGUGAGGAAACCGAUACCGAAUCCUUCUUCAACUCCUACGUCAGGUCUAUUGCCAACGUCUGCUGCCAAACUUACGCCCCAACAAGCUGCUCAGAAUAAACGUCCCAGCAGAACUCCGAUAAUCAUAAUCCCCAGUGCCAAUUCGUCUCUCAUCACGAUGUUCAAUGCUAAAGAGGCCUUGCAAGAUUUGAAGUUCGUCAGCAAUGAAGAAAAGAAAGCGAGUGGCGCGAAAAGAGAAAAUGAAAUCUUGUUGCAAAGGAGAAAAGAAGGAGGACUGACGGUACCGUAUAGAGUUAUUGAUAAUCCGCAGAAACUGACUAACGCUGACUGGGAUCGAGUCGUCGCGGUUUUCGUUAUGGGACCAGCAUGGCAAUUUAAGGGAUGGCCCUUUGAUGGUAAUCCAGUUGAAAUUUUUUCAAAAAUUUGCGCUUUCCAUUUGAAAUAUGAUGAGAUGCGGCUCGACGCAAAUGUCGCCAGGUGGGCUGUCACUGUCAUUGAGCUGAGUCGCACAAAACGUCAUCUUGAUCGCGCCGCGCUUAUGCGCUUCUGGGAACAUUUGGAUAAACAUAUUGUCAAAAAUAAACCUUUAUUAAGGUUUUAAAUUUUCGCUUAAAUAUUUUAAAUAUAUAUAUAUAUUUUAAAAUGUAUAGUAUUAAAUAAUAAAUGUUCAAUUUUAAUUGUA
Molecule: messenger RNA, 1684 nt
Organism: Microplitis demolitor
Lineage: Eukaryota; Metazoa; Arthropoda; Insecta; Hymenoptera; Braconidae
Gene: hyx
Product: parafibromin
Exons: 2
Coding region: 23-1603 (526 amino acids)
Biological process (GO): transcription elongation by RNA polymerase II; positive regulation of transcription elongation by RNA polymerase II
Cellular component (GO): Cdc73/Paf1 complex
Molecular function (GO): RNA polymerase II complex binding
Source: RefSeq, a predicted model, not a curated record